UUGAAUUACCAGAUUCUUAUUAUUAUUAUUAUAAGUCUCUCCUUAAUCCAUCUUUCUCUCACUUCCUCGUGCCGGAUAUAUAGCGUUCCUGAUUCCAUUUCUGUCUUUUAUGUUUCAUAAUCCAGGCGCAGUGAGGAAGGAGAAGCCACCAUUGCUAGAUCCUCACUCUCCUUCUAUGUUCAUUUGAGUGGAAACACUGGAUUAGAUUCAGACUACUGACCAAAAACGGUAAUUUUGGAACGAAAUGAAUGUUUCUUCAAAAUCCACCGAUGAGGUUGUUCAAGAGAUAAUGAAGAUUAACAGAUCUUUGCCAACGAGACCUGGGAUUGAAGAAGUUGAGGCGGCGAAGACAUUGGUACGAAAUAUGGAGAUGGAAGAUCAAGCCAGGCUCGAAACCAUUGAAAAACAGAACAAGAAAACAAAUGUACCUCAAGAGAUUUUCAUGGUUUUACAGGAGAUGCAGAAGAACUAUCUUUACUUCCAGAGCAAAGAACAGAAGAGGGAAGCUCUUAAACUACUUGAUCUUGAGAAUGCCCAUAACCUGUUUGACGAAUUGAUUCAAAGAGCUUCCACAUACCUUUCACCCAAUUCUGCAGGUUCUACAUCCACAAAUUCCAGCAGUUUGUCUUUGGCCAAUUCUGCAUCUUUCUCCGGUGGUAACAGUUUCGAUACAUUCACUACCAGCACAACAGCAACAACAACAACAUCAACAUCCACAACUAGCUUGUUUUCCGAAAGAGAACCUGCCAGAACUGUCGAUUUGUUCAGCAGAGACGAUAGCUAUUUGAAGAAGGCCAAAACUACUUUCUAUCUUGAUGAUGUAACUGGAAAUCGAUCCCUAAACAUGCUCAAGCCUCAGAUCGUUGAUUCUUCGGUUAAAUCUUCUAGCAUACUAGGUGAUCAAGAAGGUGAAAAAAUGAGCUUGAUUAAACUUGCCAGCUUAAUUGAGGUAUCUUCAAAGAAAGGUACUAAAGAUCUCAAUCUUCAAAACAAACUAAUGGAUCAAAUAGAAUGGCUUCCCGAUUCAAUCGGUAAACUUUCGACGAGUCUAAUCACAUUAGAUUUAUCCGAAAAUCGGAUUAUAUCACUACCACAAAAAAUCGGAAACCUUUCAUUGUUGAAAACAUUAGAUCUACACGCAAACAAGAUUACCGAACUUCCAGAGAGUAUCGGAAACCUCUUUAAUUUGGUUAACCUAAAUCUUAGAGGCAACCAAUUAACAUCUCUUCCCCAAACCAUAGCCAAAUUGGUUCGGCUCGAAGAGCUUGAUUUAAGCUCGAACCAAAUGACACUUCUUCCUGAUGCAAUCGGGUCCCUUCUAACCCUGAAGAAACUCGAUCUCGAAACAAAUAGCCUAGAAGAACUUCCCCACACGAUUGGUAAAUGUUCUUCACUUAUAGAGCUUAGAGCCGAUUAUAAUCGGAUCAAGGCAAUUCCAGAAGCUGUGGGAAGAAUCGCAACUUUGGAGAUCCUUUCGGUUCGAUACAACAAUGUUAGACAACUGCCCACAACGAUGUCUUCAAUGUCGAGCUUAAAAGAACUCAAUGUGAGUUUCAAUGAGCUCGAGUCUAUCCCGGAGAGUUUGUGCUUUGCGACUACACUGGCUAAGCUGAACGUCAGCAAUAACUUUGCUGAUCUACAAUACCUCCCUCGAUCCAUAGGGAAUCUUGAAAUGCUUGAAGUUUUGGAUAUUAGUAAUAAUCAAAUAAGAACGAUUCCAGAAUCUGUAAGAAUGCUAUCGAGUUUGCGGGUCUUGAAUUUGGAAGGGAAUCCACUCGAGGUUCCACCAAGGGAGAUCGUUGACAAGGGUGCACAGGCUGUUGUACAAUAUAUGGCGGAUAUGGUUGCUAAGAAGGAAAUGAAGCCACAACCGAUCAAACCGAAGAAAUCUUGGGUAAAAAUAUGUUUUUUUUCCAAGUCUAACAAACGAAAGAGAAACGAGAUGGAUUGCGUGAAAGCAGCAGCAUAAUUUGCUAACGGUUUUGUAAACCAUAAGGUUUCUAAUUAUGUGUGUCUUCUUGAUUUAGGAUUGUAUGUAGAUUGUUGUUCUAUUAUUGAUGUUACACUCUAUAUCACAUUGUCUAUAUAUGUGUCAUUUCUAGUCUACAUUGCUUUGAUUUCCUUUUUUGAAACAUAUUUGUACAAUGUGUAGAAAAUAUAGAGGAUUCCAUACA
Impatiens glandulifera is the source of this 2174-nucleotide messenger RNA. Its product is annotated as plant intracellular Ras-group-related LRR protein 4-like. Lineage: Eukaryota; Viridiplantae; Streptophyta; Magnoliopsida; Ericales; Balsaminaceae. Gene Ontology annotation, biological process: neurotransmitter receptor transport, endosome to postsynaptic membrane; neurotransmitter receptor transport postsynaptic membrane to endosome. The record is from RefSeq and is a predicted model, not a curated record. Bases 245 to 1969 code for a protein of 574 amino acids. The transcript is spliced from 4 exons. Gene Ontology annotation, molecular function: protein binding. Gene Ontology annotation, cellular component: postsynaptic density; adherens junction; postsynaptic membrane.